AUGGCAUUUCCCCUGCUCUGUAGAGGACCCAUUCCAAAUGAACUUGAAAUACAGGAUGUUACAGCUUUGGCGCCAGCUCCUUCAGGAGUCUUCCCUGAUGCCUCCCUGCUGGGUUGGAGACAUUACAAGAGAGAAACAGAGGACAUAAGGAAGCUGAUUUCCAUUCUGAAAAGCUUUGUACCUCCUGUCUCCCACAGCCCUUCAGGCCAGCAUCAUGAUACCACCCGCUUUCAUCAACUGUUAUGUCCAGACCCUUCCUGUGAGGUGUGUAAUAGCACAACUGUGGAGGUCAAUCGGCUGCUGUUCCUGGAAGACCUGGAAGAUGAUACCCUCUCUGUGUCCUCUUUGGCUUCCACAGCUUCUGUGACUGAGUCCUCAUUCACUCUGUCCUCUGCCUUCUCAGAAAUCCCUCCAGGAGGCCUAACACCAGCCCCUCCACCUGAGCCUUCCCCAUCACCCCCCUCCAUUCUUUCACCUAACUCAAUGACACCCUUAGCUGACUUUCAUUCGCCCUCACCAAUGGGUCACUCUCUGCUCCCAGAGACUUUUCCUCCCUUGGAUUCUGAUUUCACAAUGGACCAUUCCCCACCCCAACCCCUUGCCUUUCCCCGUCUGCGACCACAUGACACUCAGACAGUGGAUCCUGUUCUCCAACCAGAGGCCAUUUUGUCCAUGCAUACCAUCUUUUCUCUUGACCCAGCCCUUUCCCAAGAUGUCAACGUCUUACGAAAUGUGUCCCAGACAAUGGAUCCCACUGAUUCAUUGACUUAUUAUCACACGCCACCAACCCUGUCUUUUUCACCACCACAAGACAGUGCUUUAACUGUGACUCAAUCCGAUUCAAUUUCUACCUUAUUGAAUCCUGUGCUGGAGAUCUCAUCUCCAGAUAGCCCUGAACUCAUCUCCAGACACCCUGGUGGGUUGUCCACUUAUGUCCCAACAAUCAGAGGCACUGACCGUUCAAGUCUGUCAGUUUCAGAAUUCUCUUCAUGGCAAACUCAUGCCAAAGACUUGUUCGCUUCCACCUUGGCACCAUACGAUCUCAAUCAAGAGUUUCUUGCCAUCCAUUCUUCGGAGGCCUCUUUUUGGGGAGACCCUGCAGCCAACCGUGUAGAGCCUGGAAACCUCUUGUUUCUCAUCCCUGAUGUGCUGGCACUCCUGGAGAGACAAGUCCAACAGAGGAGUGAUUUCCUGAUGUUGAAAGAAAAGGAAAAGAAAAGAGGUUCUUUCCCAAAACAACUUAGGGCACACUACCAAUUAAAUUCUUUAGGGAAAAUGUUGGAGUCAGUUGCUGAUAAGCAUGACUCAGCAUUCUCCCUUCCUUUUUGGAGCAGCAAAGGGAAACCAAAGGAGCUGUUUGUGCACCAGCAGCUUCUAUAUCCUAAGACCUCAGAGGACCAUUUACAGCAAAAAUAUGUGCAGCUCUUCUGGGGUCUCCCAUCUUUGCACAGCAAGUCCUUCCCCUCUGCUGACCAUGUCUCAGUCUUAGAGGUGGCUUCAAUUGACAACGUCAGAUACCAAGGAGGCUUUGAGGCUAAUGGCUGA
Messenger RNA from Equus quagga, 1545 nucleotides. Its product is annotated as spermatogenesis-associated protein 31D3-like. Lineage: Eukaryota; Metazoa; Chordata; Mammalia; Perissodactyla; Equidae. The record is from RefSeq and is a predicted model, not a curated record.